Molecule: messenger RNA, 3745 nt
Organism: Paramormyrops kingsleyae
Lineage: Eukaryota; Metazoa; Chordata; Actinopteri; Osteoglossiformes; Mormyridae
Source: RefSeq, a predicted model, not a curated record
CCGGAAGUGGUAUCUGCGCGCCAAUUUCGAAACUGCGCCAUUUUGGUUUUUACUGCUUGUUUACUUAUUAGUAUGUGAUUUAGCUCGAUUGCAGGUAACUUGUAAUAACGCGCUAUGAGUACGAAGGGGAAAGAGUCCGGGGAGACUCCACAACAGACAGCUGUCAGCAGCGGCGAUGGCGACUCCAUUAAAGUGUUUGUCCGCGUGCGGCCGCUGACCCAGGGCACCGGGCUGACGACGGACGGCGACCAGGGGAUGUGCCUGACCGUCACGUCGCCCAACACCAUCCGCCUGCACGCCAAGCCGGAGCCGCGCACGUUCACCUACGACCACGUGGCCGACGUAGACGUCACGCAGGAGGCUGUGUUUGCCAGUGUGGCCAGAAACAUUGUGGAAUCCUGUGUGAAUGGAUACAACGGCACUAUCUUUGCUUAUGGUCAGACUGGCUCUGGGAAAACUUUCACAAUGCUGGGUCCCUCCGAUUCCAACAGCUUCACAGACGACUUGCGGGGCGUCAUACCUAGAAGCUUCGAGUGUCUCUUUUUCCUCAUCAGCCGGGAGGUGGAACGGUCUGGAAGCUGCAAGAGCUUCCUUUGCAAGUGCUCCUUCAUCGAGAUCUACAACGAGCAGAUAUAUGACCUUCUGGACAGCGCCUCAGCCAGCCUCUUUCUGCGUGAGAACAUCAAGAAGGGCGUGUUCGUGGAGGGUGCCGUGGAGAAGAUCGUCACCUCGGCUGUCGACGCGUACCAGGUGCUCUCCAUGGGCUGGCGGAACCGACGAGUGGCUUCCACCUCCAUGAACCGGGAGUCGUCACGGUCCCACGCGGUCUUCACCAUGACGCUGGAAUCCAAGGAGACUGUGAACGAGGUGGUGAACAUUCGCACAUCCCAGCUGAACCUGGUGGACCUGGCCGGCUCCGAGAGGCAGAAGGACACUCACACAGAGGGCUCCCGGUUGAAGGAAGCCAGCAGCAUAAACCGCUCCCUGAUGUGCCUGGGUCAGGUGAUCAUGGCUCUGGUGGACGUGUCCAACGGCAGAAGUCGCCACAUCUGUUACAGGGAUUCCAAACUCACCUUCCUGCUCCGGGACUCUCUGGGUGGUAAUGCCAGGACUUACAUCAUAGCCAACGUGCAUCCCGGCUCCAAGUGCUUCGGGGAGACGCUGUCCACCCUUCAGUUUGCACAGAGAGCCAAGCUCAUCAAGAACAAGGCCAUGAUCAACGAGGACACGCAGGGCAACGUCAAGCAGCUGCAGGCCGAGCUGAAGAAGCUGAAGGAGCAGCUGGCGCUGGCUCUAGCGGCUGGGAUCAGGGUGGAGGACGGCGGGACAGAUGUUGCCCCCGGAGGCCCCCAGUUGCCGGCCGUGCCGCCGGCUGAGAGCAGCUCGCAGGUACCUUACCAGAGACGCUUCACGGAGGCCAUGCUGCUCUGGAGAAGGACAGAGGAAAUGAAGAAGUCACUGCUUCAGAAGCUUGCACAGCUGGAGGAGGCCUGGACCCAGAAGGAGAAGUUCAUCCACUCCAAUCGCAUGAUCCUCAAGUUCCGGGAGGACCACAUCUCGCGGCUGGAAGUGCUGCUGAAGGGAGGCCAGAGCAGGCUUGCUGACGAGGAGACCCAAAACCUGGUGAAUCAGCUUCAGCAGGAGAUCAAGAUACUCAAGGAUCAGGUGGAGCGUCAUCCUCGCAUGAUCCGGUAUGCUGCAGAGAAUUUCAGCCUUAGGGAGGAGAACCGACAGCUACGGGCCCUGGAGUCGGUCCGGAAGGCUGUGGUGGCCGACGCUCAGACCGCAGCCGAGCUGGAGGUGCUGCUGCAGAGCUGUCUGGAGGCAGAGAAAACCCCUGGAGGCCCACCAAGCCACUCUACCUCGGCGACCAUGGAUAGCAUCUCUGCAGCUUCUGUGGAGCGGCUGAAGUCCCAGCUGGUUCAGAAGCAGGCAGAGCUGACUGCCACGGUCCAGGCUCUGGAGGAGUACAAGGAGGUCACCAAAAAGCAGUUGUCAGAGCUAGAGUCUGAGAAGAGGUACCUGGAGAAAUCCAACAUGCACCUGGAGAACAUCCUGGAGGCCACGAAAGCCCACAAAAACCUGGAGGUUUCCCAGCUGAACAAGCUGCACAUGGAGACCAUUAAGAGUCUGACCACACCCACCAAGACCUACAACCUGCGCUCUCGCCUGGUGCCCCUGUCCAGCCCCGAGCACUGCAACAGUGACGAAGACGUGGAGGACAUUCGCAGUGAGCCCCCGCCCCCAGACAUGAACGAGGUCGCCUGUGAGACCCUGGCAGAGGAGCUGCGGCUGGCCCAGGAGCAAGCCGGCUCCUUCCAGAACCAGCUGGAUGAAGAGCAGGCGAAGGGCAGGAAGCUGCAGCAACAGAUCGCAAAGCUGGAGGAGCAGGUGUCCAGGAUGAAGGAGGACCUGCGUAGCAAAGAGGAGAUGUACUCCUCUGAGCGGGGUGUCUGGACCAAGGAGCAGCAGACCCUACAGGAGAGCGUCGCCGCCCUGGAGACGGCACUGCAAGAGGAGCGGGGCAGGGCAAACGUGCUGAACAGCGAGGUGCACGACCUGCGGGUGGUGCUGCAGUCAGCUGACAAGGAGCUGGAGGUGGCGAAAGGCGAGCUGGAACAAAAACGCGGCGAGCAAGACCAGGAGCUGGAACGGCUCUCUAGCACCCUCAUCAGCACGCAGCUGCAGCUGGAUAAUCUCAGGCUGGAAUCAGAGCAGGUCCUGGAGGAGAGGCGCCACCUGCAGGACGCCCUGGACACGCUGCAAGCAGAGAUGAAGUUUGAAGCUGACCAAUGCAGACAGCAGCUGGAGGAAAAGGCGGCGGAGACUGACUGCCAACAGGCACAGCUGGCGGCUCUGAAAGAAGCCCUGCAGUCUGAGAGGGAACAUACAUCCUCCCUGACGGUCCAGCUCAGAGAAGACCAGGAGAGCACCUCCAAGGAGCUGGUGAGGUCAGGGGAGGAGAACGCCCAGCUGAGAAGUCAGGUGUCUGAGCUGAGCGCACUAACGCAGCAGCAGGCUGCCGGCAUCCUCGGCCUCGAGCGGAGUCUGUCCUCGGCUAAUGCUGCACUCGCAAGUCUGGAGCAGAAGACCGAGGCAGAUAAAGCCUUUGUGGUGGACCUCAUAAACCAAACCAGAGACCUGCGCAGUGACCUGGGUCAGAAGGAGUACAGCCUGGCCCUCCUGACGGGUGACCUGAAGGACAUUACGGCCAAGUACACCUGUGCCUGCGGAGAACGUGAGGAGCUGCGAAGGAGCAUCCUCAGGAUGGAGGAGGAGAUCCAGAAGCUGAGAGAGGCAUCCCAACGCCGGGUGGCUUCCGACCAAAUCGCUCAAGAGCUGCUGCAGGAAGACCUGGCUUAUGCUGCUGAGGAGGUGGACAGACUCACCAGGGUGCUGGACGAGCAGGCCGGCCUCCUGCAAGCUAUGCAGGACCAGGCAGCCCAGAAGGAAGCCACUAUCCAGGAGCUGCAGGGGCAGGUGUGUGGCACGGGGGGCAUGGGCGUUUCAGUUUCUACUCGGAGUCCAGAAACCCUGUGGUUUAUGUAGAUUGGUGUGUUUGAAUUGUUUAGUGUGCUCCUUGGACUGGCAUAAUGGGCAGAGCGCCCCUGUGCUUUCUGGGAUACGCUGUUAGCUCCUGCAGUUGAUAAACAAUUCUGGAAGUUCUAUGUAAUAAAUUUUUCUAAUUUUUUUUGUGGUGAUGAUGCUGAUUGCGUUUUAUAUGUAUCUUCAGUGUUUCCCGUAG